Messenger RNA from Seriola aureovittata, 6286 nucleotides. Its product is annotated as paxillin-like. NCBI's taxonomy places the organism in Eukaryota, Metazoa, Chordata, Actinopteri, Carangiformes, Carangidae. The transcript is spliced from 14 exons. The record is from RefSeq and is a predicted model, not a curated record. Bases 276 to 3779 code for a protein of 1167 amino acids. Gene Ontology annotation, biological process: substrate adhesion-dependent cell spreading; endothelial cell migration; transforming growth factor beta receptor signaling pathway.
UGUGUGUGUGUGUGUGUGUGUGUGUGUGUGUGUGUGUGUGUGUGUGUGUGUGUGUGUGUGUGUAUGUGUGUAUGUGUGUGUGUGUGUGUUUGUGAGUGUGUUUGAGGCUCGUCGAGCAGCAGGGGGAACUUGAAAACUUCACUGCGUUCAGCGAGGGGAGAUCUGCUACCGGAGGUUUGGUGAUUAGGAGCUGAAAAGGCUGCUCACAGUCCAGCUGUGAUCGACAGAGGAGGACCGGUCCGGUUCUCAGCAUUGGUAACGAUUUCCGGCACAACAUGGAUGAUUUAGAUGCUUUGUUGGCGGACCUUGAGUCCACAACAUCCCACAUUUCCAAGCGCCCGCUCUUCCUGUCUGACGAGACCGCCUACUCCUUCCCUGUUGGGGAUCAGACCCAGCAAGACAUCUGCUCUCCACCUGCUCCCACUGAGCAAACCCUGAACGGACUAGAUGAAACAGAGUCCUUCAGCCCAGCCCAGAGAAAUCCCUGGUCUAGAGAUAGCAGCAGUCCAACCCAACCCACUGGUGAAGAGGACCACGUAUACAGUUUUCCUAAUAAGCAGAAGAAUAGUGAGUCAUCAGCAGUUGCAAUGAACUCAUCUUUGGGCAGCAACCUGUCUGAGUUGGACCGCCUGCUGUUGGAGCUCAAUGCUGUCCAGCAAAGCACUCCUGCCUUUGCCACAGAAGAAGAAGCAGCUCCACCACUGCCUGCCAGCAGUAUCAUCCACCACAUCCACGAGAAUGGAGUCUCUACUGCUGGCAAGGCUGUACCACCUGUGAUGGAGAAGCCCAAACGCAGUGCGACAGCUCGUGGAAUAGAGGAUGUACGACCAAGUGUAGAGAGCCUCCUAGAUGAGCUGGAAAGUUCUGUGCCCUCACCCAUUCCCACACCUUUGGUGGUGUCAGACGAACAAACCGAUGGCCAAGAGGAAACACCAGCACAGCAGCAAGCCAGAAUGUCUGCCUCCUCUGCCACACGUGAGCUGGACGAGCUCAUGGCGUCCCUGUCUGACUUUAAAGUCCAAAGCAAUUCUGGCUCUCAGUUGUCUCUAAAUCAGGAAGCAGUAGACACCUCACUGGUAGCUGGUUCACCAGUUGUCCAAGCAGUAACUGCCCCAUCUAUAAAUUCCCAUGCUGGCUCAGUGGAUACUCUUCUACUUUCUAGUCACACUACUCCCUCCUGCACCCCUGUCCCACUGGAACUCCAUAUAGAUGAAGACGGUUGUUCGGCCCCUUCAACUUCAGCUGGUUCCACUGUAGUAAUUGUAACAUCCAAGUACUCCCAGAUCCAACAGAAAGAUGAUGGUGUCAGUGUUACUUCUGAGAUCUCUCAUGUGAAGAGCCUCAGUGUCUCCAGUACCCAAAAGCCCACAAGUCAACCAGAAGUCAGUUCUACACAGAUAUCAGCCACUAAAGUCAUUGGUUGUAAAGUCUCAUGUCCACCUGGAAAGAGUUUAAGUCCAAUUACUGUUGGCAGAAGUUCUAGUCCAGGCCCUGCUGCUCAGAGCUCCAGUCAAGUGGUUGUUUCCAAGAGUCCUAGUCCUGUUAUUGUGUCUAAAAACCCCAGUCCCAUUCUUAGAGCCAAGAGUCCUAGUCCACCUGAUCUUAAAUAUUAUAAUCUAAGUCAGUCUUACAAGAGUCCAAAUUCAGUUCCCACUUGUCAUAGUCCAGAAGCAACUGCAAACAAUCAAAGUCCCGUGAUAGUGGCAACAACUACAGGAACAGUGCCAAAGACUGCGAAUCCAGUUACAGUUCCAAGGCUUUCAAGUCCAAUACCAAAAAGCACAAGUCCUGUGACAAUCCCUUAUAUCUCUAGUUCACCAACUGUACCCAACAAUUCUAGUCCUUGCCCAAUAAUACUACCAAGACUUUCAAGUCCAAUAACAGUUCCCAAGAGUCCCGCUUCAGUCAUUAGAAAAACACACACAGUUCCAGGCACUAGCAGCCCCAGAGCUUCACCAGUUUCACUUGCUGCUGUGCUACCAAAUAGUCUGUCUCCCCAACCCACAGAAAAACAGGCAGGCGAGGUACUGGAUUUAACAUGGCCAUGCCGGGAGCCUUUAUUGGAUGAUGCUUUAGACAAACUCUUAGCCCCCAACUCACCCCACUUGGAUGAGAACCAGCCACCUGCUUCUGUUAUGCUUGGAGAUGAAGACAGAUCUUGGGAGGAGGAAGACGGAGUUUACCCCGAUCUGAGCCGAGAUGGAACGUUGACCCCCAUGACUGAGUCCAGCUGGAUGGACGAGUGUUUCACCCCCUCCACCUGCCCCGGGACACCAGAUGCAACGCUGGACCUGCCCGUACAGCAGCCCUCUGCUGUAGAGCGACUAUCUGCUUCUGGCCAACUCAAGUCAGUUAUCCACCGCACCAAAGAGACCUCCAAUGUGCAUCCGAUGUACAGGGAGGGACUGCUGCGACGUAAAAUGGGGCCGAUCAUAGUGAAUAAAAGCAACUCGCAAGACCGACUCAUUGAGGAGCUGCAGGGGAAACUGGGGAUAGGGCAAGUGGAGCGCUGCCGCAAACAACAGCCAGAUGAUUGGCUGACGGAGGGAGUCAUCGUCAUGUCCAACCCACAGCGAACACGUGAAGAAGUGGCCCAGCCAUCUAAGAUCAUCCUCCCUCCUGAAUCACCUGCCCCACAGAGAAAAGUCCUGUCCCCUCCACAAUCUCCCCCAGCACCCAAAAAGCUACGCCCAGUUAAGCAGACUCCUCCGCCACUACCUCCUCCCCCUCCGACGCCUCCUCCUCCUCAAGAACCCACCCCUCCACCCCCCAAAGAGCCAACUCCUCCCCCAAGGGAGCCCGCACCUCCCCCUGUCCAGCCCCCCCCUUCACCUAGCCCCCCUCCUAAACCUGUCACGCCACCUCCGCCUCCACCUCCACCUCUGCCUCCCAAAAUCUUUGUAUCAGUGGGAUGUCAGACCGAGUACGACCCCAUCUUCCCACCAAUGCAGAUCCAGUCCCAGGGAAAGACAUCUCCUACCGCGCCAAAACCAGCCAACAAGCUGGACAACAUGCUGGGAAGCCUGCAGUCAGACCUCAACAGACUCGGAGUCCAGACUGUGGCUAAGGGUGUCUGUGGCGCCUGCAAGAAACCCAUUGUUGGACAGGUGGUGACUGCCAUGGGCAGAACGUGGCACCCCGAGCACUUUGUGUGCACCCACUGCCAGGAGGAGAUAGGCUCCAGGAACUUCUUUGAGCGAGAUGGACAGCCUUACUGUGAGAAAGACUACCACAGCCUGUUCUCACCACGAUGCCACUACUGUAAUGGACCCAUACUGGAUAAAGUAGUGACUGCUUUGGACAAGACUUGGCAUCCAGAGCACUUUUUCUGUGCCCAGUGUGGAGCCUUUUUUGGACCAGAAGGUUUCCAUGAGAAGGAUGGGAAGGCGUUUUGCAGAAAGGACUACUUUGACAUGUUUGCCCCUAAAUGUGGUGGCUGUGCCCGUGCCAUCCUGGAGAACUACAUCUCUGCUCUCAACUCUCUGUGGCACCCUGAAUGCUUCGUCUGCAGGGAGUGCUUCACGCCAUUCAUAAACGGCAGCUUCUUCGACCACGAGGGCCAGCCGUACUGCGAGGCGCAUUACCACGAGCGACGCGGCUCGCUGUGCUCUGGCUGCCAGAAGCCCAUCACCGGCCGCUGCAUCACGGCCAUGGGCAAGAAGUUCCACCCGGAGCAUUUUGUGUGCGCUUUCUGCCUCAAGCAGCUUAACAAAGGCACCUUCAAGGAGCAGAAUGACAAGCCCUACUGCCACGGCUGCUUUGUUAAACUCUUCAGUUAGACUGCGUUUCUGUGUGUGAAUGUGUGUGUACACGUCUGCAGACGUUUAUUCUCGUGUCUAAAUGCACAUGUGAGUGUGUGUGCACUGGCGUGUCUCGCACGUAUGAGUCAGUGAGGUGGUUUUCAAGACAGAGGGUGUUAAUGCACUGGUGGAUAACAUCAGAAAGAUGGGAAACGACUGACUAUUGACUCUUGACACUGAAGGGACUUCCCUGGCUGUCCAACCUCUCAGGCUUGGCAUUUCACACUUUUGCUAAACAUUUUUAAGAGAGCCCAAAGAGAUUUUUAUUUAGAGGUUUAUUUCCCCUUGUGCGUGUGUACAUAUAGAUGCGUAUGAGAGAAGUUGCAGGACUUCCUCAGAGCUGUGUAAAUGAUUUUAUUCCCCUAUUGCAGGGCAAGACCUUGCACCAUGUGGUGGUUUUACAGUUUGCAGGUAUGAGACAGCUGCUUGAUUGCAUGGACCACAGAGAAUUGACUUCAUCAGUUUUAAAAUAUGUUGAGUGUUGAAUACCCAGUGCUCGGCCAAUGAGUGUUAAUCUAUGAAAAAGAUGUAUUUUUGUAGCUUUGGAAAUAAUUGGGGUGCCAUUUAAAAUAACCAUGACAACACUCCAUAUGUACAUGCACACAGACACACACUGGACUCCGUCUACACAUCUUUAAAAUACCAGUUCAAACUCUCUGCACACUCCAACCACAGAUCUCUUGAUGAGACCGUCUUAAAGGUGCAUUUUACAAGUUACUGUCAUCAAGAUAUCAGUUCUUAUUUUUCUACUGUUUUACUAUUAAAAAAAAAAAAAAAAAACCCAGAUGUUUUCUCAGUUUCAGCAUGCAGUAAAUUCACGUGUGCUUGUGUAACCUCACUGUUUCCCAUUGGAAGUGAACUCAGUCAUUAGGAAAAUAACCUCACUGAACUUUUUUUUUUCAUGUCGCAACUUGAAACUUUGUUUUUACUUUACUACUGCAAAGUGUGUGUUCAAUUACAUUAAAAAUGUUCAAAUGAAAUAAAAACAUUUCAGCUAGUGAUGACAAAAAUAGGUCAAUCUGUACCGUGAUUAUAAAUGUUUAACUUUUGGUGCAGCUUUAGAUUUUUUUUUUUUUUUUUUAAAAAGCCAAAAAACAAAGUUGUUGAAAAUGAGAUUUACUGCUGUCAGAAGAAUAUUAUUCAGAAUAAAUGAUGCUUCAGUUCAACAUUUUUUCCAUAUUUUACUAUUGCUACUCUUGUGAAUUAAUCGCUGUAUUAAAUCAAUUAAUGAGGCUUGUUCAUGAUUUAAAUUGAGUUGUGCAUUUGGAUUAGAAGCAUGCUACUUUUAUUGUGCAGUUUUAUCAGCCCUAGCUGCCACCAGUUGCUGUUACAAUCAGAAUCUAAAUUUAUAUAUGUUCGACUUUGUGACAGAAUUGUGUUUUGUCACUGUUUUGAUUUAAAAAAUAUAUAUUUUUGAGCUGUUCAGGCUCACACUGAUAUUCAAAGAGCUGGCUCUAUUGGCAAGUGGGCUAACAAUAGUUUACCCUCCUAACGCAAACACACAAACACACACACACACACACACACACUUUACCAGCUUGGAUUCCAGUGUGUCAGACUUCCAAGGAAACGCAGCCCUCUGGGUUUUUAUGAGUCGUGAACUAUGAUCCUGCUGUCUGAGUUGAUAUCGGUGCUUGGCUCACUGAUGGACGAUAGAUAUUAUGUGUUACCUGGUCAGGAAUCAGAAUAUGACACAAAGCCAGAGCCAAACCUUCAGCAAAAUUUAUGUAAUGACUCAUUUCGUCUUCAUUUUACUUAUAGACAUGACAUGAGACGUGUUUUUUGUUUUCCAGUAUUGCUCGUCUUUAAUUUUGAUCACUGGGUGUUCAAGGAAUUAAUACACAGUAUCCACAUUCAGAUUGUUUUUACUUCGAGAAAAUAUUUCUUGUGCUCUUGUGCCAAAUGUGUCAAUGCAAUAAUGUCGUACACACUGUGGAGUUUCAGCCUUUCCUGUGAUUUGACUCUUUCUGGGCUGAACUCUGGAAGAGGCUUCACCUGCUGUGGUGCAUCUUAACUCGAAAACUUGUACACUGUAAUAGACAAAAACCCCUCUGUACUGAGUCAUUCAGCAGACGGUAUAGUGUAGCAGACUAAGAUUUACAGGUAGCAGGGGCAGUGCGGCUGUGGGAAAGACAUUUGCGCCUUCAUUUAAACUGUGUAUGCCUAAGAAAAUGAACAGGAAAUGUGAGUUAAUUUUGCCCCAUGUAUACUUAUCUUCUUACAGUAUAUUGCCUUAUAGUUUUUGCUUCUGUCAAAGAAUUAAUGACAAAAAAAAAAAAAAAAUCCUUAAAAGCCUUUUACUGUUAAUGAGAUUAAGUGAACUUUGCUUUGUAAAUGGAGACAUUCAUGUGAUCUUUUACCAUUUGAAUUUUCUCAUGAGCCACAAAUGGUUUUGGCUCUUUGUAUGGGUUGGUCCUGAUUACUGACUGAUUAAUAUAAGUGCUGCAAAUAAAAUAAGUAUUUCUGGCAUUGUUCUGUCCAAGAGA